AUGGACGGCGCAGCCGGGUCGGGUGGCGGGCCAGGCGGCGGCAACGGCACCGCGGCGCCCAAGGAGCGCGCCGCGCAGAAGCCGCUGCCGGCCUUCCUGUCCCGCAUCCAGUCCCUGCCAUCCAGCAUCACCAGCCGGGAGUUCUGGUCCAGCCUGCCCGUCUCCACGCGGCUCUUCUUGGUCUGGUCCGUCCUCGACGCCGUCAUGGUGGUGUACUACUCCAUCUGGCAGUUCCGCGACGUCUGCGUGGGCGACACGGACGAGAUGGGCAACCUGGACAAUACCUGCAGCGGCGAACUGCUCCACAUCCUGCUGGGCCUGCUGGUCACGGCCGGCUUCUUCGUGGUGCUGGUGAUGGAUGCCGUGGCCAACGAGAACGACCUGGAGCUGCUGGCCACCAUCCUGCUAUCGCUGCUGGUCACGGGGAGGGUGCUGUUCCAUCUGUUCUCGCAGGACACGAGCAAUCUGACCCAGGUGUCGGGCAUCACGCUGUCCAUCUUCUUCGAGCUGGUCACGCUGAUGCUGGCGUACCUGUCGUAUCGCAAGUUCGGCUGGCGCGUGUACAGCCGGGUGGCCUGCGACCUGCGGCUGAAGGACGCGCAGGAGAAGAGGCGCCUGUACUUCAUGCUGCACAGAUACAAGACCCUCGUGAAGCUUGACAUAAUGUUCCUCAUUCUGAUGUUUGUCACCGGUGUGGUGAUGGCACUGGAAGAAAACAAAGACGAGGUCAACAGGGAUGGUUUCUGGAACCUGGGCGUCCUGGGCUCUGUUGUUAUUGGCACCAUAGUGUCUACCAUCUGGCUUGUGCUGGCAAUCCAGACUGUUAGACAAGAGGACAUGAAGCCCUGCAAGUGGCUGAGCUACACGCUGUGGCUCAACUUUCUGUUUCCCGUUUUGUCCAUAAUCUUUGUGUAUGGCGACAACCAGAGGGACGCUCGAGUGGCUAAAGAAUCGCUGCUAUUGUCUGUAUCCUUCUUCCUCAUCACACGACUGGCGGUGUGGUGGUACAUGCGACGGCUUAUGGCCCAGGCGCAGAAGAGCCCCAAAUCAGAUCCCAAUCGGGGUGAGGACCACCGGGGUGUGACCAGCAUCAACCCAGACCUCCUGCCGCUGCUGAAAGGCUCAUGGAUUACCAAGCCAACGUUCAACUCUCCAAUGAAGAGGCGCUUCUUCCAGCUGUCGCAGGACUACACAACACUGCGGUGGGCGUGGAACAACUAUGUGCUGUUGUACCACGUCGACUCAGUGAACCAGGAUGAUGAGUCACUGUCCUUGACCCUCCUGUUUGCCAUGGAGCCUGAGCUGGUGCUCAAAUUCAAGAGCAGGGCCGAGUACCAGGUUUGGAAACGAGGGCUGACCCUUGUGGUGUCGAUGCUCAUGUCACCUGAUGAGGGGAUCCAUGGGGUGCCCCAACUGAGGGACUCUGGCGGGCGCAAGAAUUUUGCUGACCAACCAAAUGCGGUGCUUCAGAAAUUUCUGAAGGGGAUUGGCAUUGCUGUGCACAACCGGAGGGCUGGUGGCGAUCAGAUGCCACCCAAUCUGGCCACGAAGUCCCACGAUGACAUCGCGGCACACAUGGCCAAGCAGAUGAGUGUGCGUGCUGCCAACGCUGCCCGAUUGGCACUUCCCUAUCAAAGUCUAAGAAUUUUGGAACUGAUGUGUGCCUCCCUAUAUAAUGUUCUUGCAUAUGUAUCAAUUGAAUGCUUCAGAGUAUUCAAUCCCCUGGAGCCGUGUCCAAGAUGCUCUUCUUGUGAGAGUCAAUUCCAAGCCAUGUCCACAAUCUAA
This is a messenger RNA of Ostreobium quekettii, 1785 nucleotides long. Lineage: Eukaryota; Viridiplantae; Chlorophyta; Ulvophyceae; Bryopsidales; Ostreobiaceae. The record is from the annotation of a GenBank genome assembly.